Molecule: messenger RNA, 471 nt
Organism: Ostreobium quekettii
Lineage: Eukaryota; Viridiplantae; Chlorophyta; Ulvophyceae; Bryopsidales; Ostreobiaceae
Source: the annotation of a GenBank genome assembly
GCGACGCGCGUGGUGAAGCUGGUCAAGAUCCUGCGUCUCUUGAAAAUCGUCAAAAUGCUGCGCCUGUUCAAAAUUCCCACGCUGCUGCGCCACCUGGAGUCCGUCUUCGGCCGCGGCUUCCUGAGGCUGACGUCACUGAUGUCCGCCGCCAUCCUGGUGACGCACUUGGUCGCGUGCUCAUUUCACUACGCUGCCUACCUGGCGGGGGAUGACACACCAACGUGGCUGACGCUGGCCGGCCUGCAGGAUGCUUCGAACUACGACCGCUACAUCUCGGCGCUGUAUUGGUCGAUGUCCACACUGACUACUGUGGGAUAUGGGGACGUGACGCCCGCGAACUCGAAUGAGAAAAUCAUGUCCAUGGUGGGCAUGGUGGUGGGCGUAACGGUGUUCGCGUAUUUCAUGGGCUCCACGUCAUCAAUGAUGUCCAGCAUUAACUCCAGCAACACAAGGCUUAAGAAGAAGCUUCUG